Nylanderia fulva is the source of this 1740-nucleotide messenger RNA. The record is from RefSeq and is a predicted model, not a curated record. Lineage: Eukaryota; Metazoa; Arthropoda; Insecta; Hymenoptera; Formicidae.
AUGUCGAUCAUUUCUAAGGCCUUGGCGCAACGUCUCCGCCUGCCUCGAGUCUCGACGGAUCUCUCUAUCUUCGGAAUCGGAGGGACCCGCUCAGGAUCAGCUCGUGGCAAGGUCACUCUGCACGUCACGUCAGACGUGACCAACGCCGAGCUCCGCGUGGUGGCUUGUGUGCUGCCCCGCAUAUCAUUGCAGCAAGGCUCAGUCUCGCGAGAAGAACGCAGCUGGCCUCAUCUCGACGGACUCCAGCUGGCCGAUCCUCGCUUCCUGGACGACGACCCAGCUGAGCUACUGCUGGGAGCCGAGGUCUACUCCUUGAUCCUCGAGGAAGGCCUCCGCAAGGGUGACUCAAGGAUGCCGACCGCCCAGCAGACCAGCCUGGGAUGGAUCCUGUCCGGCGGCUACGACGCAACAGCAAUCAACGGACAUCGCCGCACAUUCCGGUGCACCGCCGAUCACGACCUCGCCGACCUCGUUCGACGCUUUUGGGAGCAGGAGAGCGAGCCAAUAACUCGGGCUCCACUUACUCCCGAAGAAGCUAAGUGCGAGGAAUUAUAUGUGCGCACCGUCACACGCACGUCCACCGGGAGGUACAUUGUGAGGCUACCACUUUCAUCACCGCCGACGAAUCUUCACGAGACUCGCCGACCAGCGGAGCGCCUCUUGAGAACCAUGGAGACCAAAGGCAGCCGAGAUCCUCGAUUUGGCGACCUUUAUCGCAGCUUCAUGCAGGAGUUCGAAGACCUACAACACAUGAAGAGAGUCAACAUUGCAACUACAGCGGAUGACCUCAAGUGUUACUUACCGCAUCACGGGGUCCUGAAGGAGUCGAGCACGACGACAAAACUCCGAGUCGUAUUUAACGGCUCUCAACGCACACAGGCCGGUACUUCACUGAACUCUCAUCUGUUGACUGGGGCGAAUCUUCUGCCAGCGCUCAACGACGUGUUGCUGCGAUGGCGUUGGCACCGGUACGUCUUUGUCACCGACGUAGAAAAAAUGUACCGCCAAAUCCUCGUACAUCCUGAGGAUUGCCGUCUUCAAACAAUCCUGUGGCGUCACAACAAGACGGACGAAAUCCAAGAAUACGACCUGCUAACGGUGACCUACGGCAUGGCUUGUGCACCGUUCCUGGCCAUACGAACGCUGCGGCAACUCUGCGCAGACGAGGGGACGCAAUUUCCUCAAGGAGCCACAGCACUUAAGCGUGACUGCUACGUCGACGACGUGGUCACCGGCGCAGACAACCUCGACGAUGCCAUCAACCUCCAGACGGAGCUGCGCCACCUGUGCACGGCGGGCGGAUUUCCACUGAGGAAGUGGGCCUCAAAUAACUCCGAGGUCCUCGCGGGAGUCCCUCAAGAGCAUCGGCUGCCGCAAGGACCGCAUUCAUGGGACGGAGAGAGCCAUUCGACCUUGAGCCUGCGAUGGCAUCCUCAAGAUGACUGGUUUGCCUUCGCAAUACAUCCGCGUUCAGUCACAGAAUUCACGAAGCGACGAGUCCUCGCCGAGACUGUGCGACCGACCACUGGUCGCGAUCCCCAGGAUCCUGUUGCGGGCGAACGACCCUCGCAGAUGGAUGAAGCAGACCCAAACACCAACGACGGAACACCCAAGGAAGUUCCACCUACCCAGGAAGCGACCUCGUUGGAGAUAGCCGAUGAACGACCCACAAUCAUCCUAGGAGCCACAGCGAGCCCUGAGAAGGAUGAAGGACGUGUCACGGAUAUCCCAAUGCAAUAG